GGCCACCAUGCUGCCCGCGGCGCCGGGCAGGGGCGGCGGCCCCGCGCCCCCAGGAAAUACGAAAGACAUCAUAGUGAUAUAUGAAGAAGAUGCUGAGGAAUGGGCUCUGUACUUGAGGGAAAUCUUUUUACGUGUUGUGAAAAGGGAAGCAAUCCUGCUGUAUUGCUUGGAGAAUUUCUCCCUUCGGCAUUUGGAAUUGCUGAACUUAACGUCUUAUGAAUGUAAACUUUUGAUAUUAUCAAACAGCCUGCUUAAAGACCUAACUCCAAAGAAAUGUCAGUUUCUGGAAAAAGUACUUCAUUCACCAGAAAGUGUAAUUACUAUGCUUUGUGGAGUGAAGAGUUCAGAUCAGCUCUACAAAUUAUUAAAUAUCUCUGGAAGCAGAUGGGAGAUCUCAACUGAGCAGGAGCCAGAAGACUACAUCUCUGUCAUCCAGAGUAUCAUGUUCAGAGGUUCUGAAGACUACCUUGAGGUCGACAUCCCAAUGAACCUAAGAGUGAAACAUUCUAGGGAAAUGAAUGACAGAAGGGAAACGGAAGAAUUUCCAGAAGCUCCAAGAAGCACCGUACCGCUGGCAGUGGUGCUUCCUGCUGAAAUUCCAUGUGAGAAUCCUGGUGAAAUAUUCAUUAUUUUGAGAGAUGAAGUCACUGUUGAUACUGUGGAGGUUGAAUUUACAUCAAAUAACAAGCAAGUGAGAACACAGCCAGCCCCCUGGAAUAAGAAUGUCUGGUGCAUGAAAGCUUUAGAAUUUCCUGCUGGCUUGGUCAACGUUGAUGUCUACUGUGACGGAAUCAUUAAGGCCACAGCCAAGGUCAAGUACUAUGCGCCAGCCAAGGUGGUGGGAUGCCCAUUGGGAGUGGUGGAUCCAGGGGAGUGUUUGUGCCAGAACGACAUUGAAGAGCUUGACGGCGUUCUGACAGCCACAUUCAAACACGAGAUACCGUAUUAUGAGUUCCAGUCUCUUCAAACUGAAAUCUCCUCUCAAAAAGAAUGGACCCGUUUCAGAGAACUUCCAACUCUACUCCACUGUGCAGCAAAAUUUGGCCUAAAGAACCUGGCUACUCAUUUGCUUCAAUGUUCAGGAGCAACGUGGGCAUCGAAGAUAAAAAAUAUGGAAGGCUCAGACCCAGCAGAUAUUGCUGAAAGGCAUGGUCACGAAGAACUCAAGAAAAUCUUUGAAGACUUUUCGAUCCAAGAAAUUGGCAGAAAUUAUGAGCAAGAAAAUGAUUAUGAACAGGAUAUUAUCUCAUUUUCCACAUACAUUCCUUCAGCCGCAGGGAGCCCGGUGUUGCAUCAGGACAGCGGGCAGACUGGGGGACCCGGGGCGCGCGGGCCUGCAGGGCGAGGACAGGAGGACGGAUCGGAGGAGGCCGCCAGCGGGAGCUCCGAGGACCAGUAUGAGGACUUGUACGUGUCCAUCCCCGGAGUCGACCCAGCGAGUAAUUCACAAGAGCCACUUGCGGGCAGCCGACCCCCUCCCCCGCCACCGCGACCUGUGCCCGCCGCCUUCCAGCUGGAAAAGCCUCACUUGGCUUUGCAAGCAGGGACAACGGUGGAAGGCCACAUGGAGAGCAGUCAAACCUGGUGCAAUCGUGGUAUAAGACAAGAAACAGGAGAUGAAUCCAAAGGAGAUGAAGAAAAGAAAGACGAAAAGGAGCAGGAGGAGGAAGAAGACCCAUACACUUUUGCUGAGAUUGAUGACAGUGACUACGACAUGAUACUGGCCAGUCUGAGUAUAAAGAAAAACACUGGAAGUCGGUCUUUCAUUAUAAACAGACCUCCUGCCCCCACACCCCGACCCACAAAUAUGCCUCCAAAAGAGAAAACCACACCUUACAUAGCUCAAGUGUUCCAAAAAAAGACACCCAGAAGACAGUCUGAUGAUGACAAGUUUCAUGGUGUUCCUAAGAAACAAGACAGAGCCCGGAUGGAGAGUCUGACUGCUGGGCAGGAAGAACUCAUCCUCCUGCAAGAGAAAGUCAAGAAUGGGAAAAUGUCUGUGGACGAAGCCCUGGAGAAAUUUAAACACUGGCAGAUGGGAAAGAGUGGCCUGGAAAUGAUUCAGCAGGAAAAACUACGCCAACUACGAGACUGCAUUAUUGGGAAAAGGCCAGAAGAAGAAAAUGUCUGUGAUAAGCUCACCAUUGUGCACCAUCCAGGUGGUAAGGAAAUUGCCCACAAUGAGAGUAUGUUGUAUAACAUGCCCUUCAGCAAUAAGCUUCCUGCUCGACUCCAAGCUGAAAAGGAAUUUGGUUUCUGUUGCAGGAAAGAUCAUUAAAGAAGAUUAUUAUAAUGAAACUCAAGAAUCUGCAGACAUUGUGCUUUCGGGUGAAACCAGCUUGCAUUUGGAUUCCCUGCUCUCUCCAGAGCAAAUCUAUGUUAUGAAAGCAGAAGCAAGACUCUGGGUUUCAGAAUUUCUUUUUGCCACAAUUUAUUGGCAUUAUACCUGCUUCAUGUGGGUUCAUCAGUAUUAAAACAAUGCCAUAGAGCAAUCGCGUUCUUUGAAAAUUCUUGCAUUUUACAAUGCACUUUGCCUUUUGCUAGUUCUCAUUUUGAAAAAUAAAAGAAAACAGGAGCAGAGAA
Molecule: messenger RNA, 2583 nt
Organism: Lemur catta (Ring-tailed lemur)
Lineage: Eukaryota; Metazoa; Chordata; Mammalia; Primates; Lemuridae
Gene: BANK1
Product: B cell scaffold protein with ankyrin repeats 1
Exons: 17
Coding region: 8-2278 (756 amino acids)
Biological process (GO): negative regulation of B cell activation; B cell activation; negative regulation of phosphatidylinositol 3-kinase/protein kinase B signal transduction
Molecular function (GO): signaling receptor binding; protein tyrosine kinase binding
Source: RefSeq, a predicted model, not a curated record